AUGGAAAGGAAUGAUGUCAUCGACUUUAUGGCUUUGGAGAAAGAGCUGCAGGCUGCAAUCACUGCUGAUGAGAAAUACAAACGUGAGAAUGCUGCCAAGCUACGGGCAGUGGAACAGAGGGUGGCUUCCUAUGAGGAGUUCAGGGGUAUUGUCCUUGCAUCACAUCUGAAGCCACUGGAACGAAAGGAUAAGAUGGGAGGAAAGAGAACCACACCCUGG
This is a messenger RNA of Galeopterus variegatus (Sunda flying lemur), 219 nucleotides long. Its product is annotated as coiled-coil domain-containing protein 103-like. The record is from RefSeq and is a predicted model, not a curated record. Gene Ontology annotation, cellular component: outer dynein arm. Gene Ontology annotation, biological process: epithelial cilium movement involved in extracellular fluid movement; determination of left/right symmetry; inner dynein arm assembly. The transcript has 2 exons. Lineage: Eukaryota; Metazoa; Chordata; Mammalia; Dermoptera; Cynocephalidae. The annotation marks the transcript as partial.